AACAUAGUAUUUAACUUAUGGUAUCAAGAUACACAGUGGGAUUACUUUUUAUUAAAAAGUAUCAUUAUCAACCAUAGAUAUAUGACUCAGUAUGGUGUCAACCCUUCAGUCGGAGCUGAGCUUGAGUCUGCUUUCAGAAUGAGUGGGGUUAGGCCACCACGCUGGCCCUAUUGGCAGACUUCACACAACUAUAAAAUUAAGAAAAUUCUCUGGUAUGCAGGUUUCCUAACGAUAUUUUUCCUUCAUCGUUUGAGACACGUGAUAUUUAAUUUCUUAAAAUGCACACAACUGAAAAUGCUUCGGACACUUAGACCAUUUAAAUCUAUGCCCGGACCGGAUUCGAACCCACACCCUCCGGACUCGGAGGCACAAAUUAUAUCCAAUGGGCUAUCACGGCUAUAUUCAUUGGAAUAUUGUUAGCUAUUGAAUAUUGAGGGGGAGGCAAACUUAGAACCUCUUACGGUGGAAUUCAUAGUCGUAGUAGGGGGCCCCUAAGGGGAUUAUUCAGCCGCUAUGUGUCGAAUUCAACCCCUACGCGUUUCAUAGACAAAAGAAACCCCUCAUUUGACAGGAGCUGGCGGCUGACUGCUGAAUUACCGAUAUUUGUCAGCCAAACCAUCCCCUGGCAUUUUUUUUGUUGUUAUUUGUUACUCGCCCAGUGAAAAUGGAUUUGGAAAACGACUUAUGUUUUUUGAACAAUAUAACGACGGACGUAGAUGUUGUUGAAAACCGUGGGCGUAUAAUAUCAGUGCCAAAGCGAUAUAUUCGGGAUUGCGUAAAUCCAAUAGAAUUUUAUGGCGAUAUGGAAUUUCGUCGCCGGUUCCGCUUUGAUAAAGAGUCCCUUAUUAGGCAUAUUAUGCCUCUAUUAAAUUCACAUUUAACGCGGGACACCAAGAGAGGGCUUCCUAUACCGCCGUUAUUAUGUGUACUAGCGGCACUUCGAUUUUACGCAACAGGAUGUUUCCAGACUGUAUGUGGCGAUUUGGUGUCCAUAUCGCAACCGACAAUUUGUCGGAUUGUAUUGCGUAUCUCGAAAAUAUUAUGCAGUCACGUCCGUCAAGCAGUAAAAUUUCCGUUACCUGGGCCACAAAGUAGUGCAGUCCAUCAAUCAUUCUAUGCUAUAGCAGGAAUGCCACAAGUUAUAGGAUGUAUUGAUGGCACUCACAUACCCAUAAACAACCCUGGAGGACCCUAUGCUGAGGUUUACAGAAACAGAAAAUCUUAUUUUUCUGUAAAUGUCCAGGUUGUUGGAGGACCAAAUUUGGAAAUUUUCGACAUUGUUGCUCGUUGGCCUGGGCGGGAACAUGAUAGUCGAAUCUUUAACUCUAGCUCUGUUAAAAUAAAAUUAGAAGAAGGUUUAAUACAAGGAAUUUUGUUGGGAGAUAGUGCCUAUGCAAGUGAACCUUAUUUGUUAACUCCAAUUAGUAACCCUACUCCCAAUUCUCCUGAUGAAAGGUAUAAUAAAGCUCAGAUAAAAACUAGAAAUUCAGUAGAAAGACUCUUUGGAGUAUGGAAAAAAAGAUUUCCUUGUCUGCAGAAGACACUAGGCAACAAAAUAAAAAAUGUGCCUACAAUAAUAGUAGCUUGUGCAGUUUUGCAUAAUGUUGCUAUAAAAUAUAAAGAUCCUGAGCCUCCAAUAAUUCCUCAAAGAAUAAUGCCCCAACCAAAUGAAACACAAAAUUCAACUAGUGUUUCAGGAUUUGCUGUAAGACGAGGAAUUAUUUUAAGGCAUUUUUCAUGACUUUUUUUACCGUAAAUUUAAUUAUAUAUGUCCCACAAGCAAGCAAGCAACCAUGGUUUGCAAGCUUAGUAGGGUGAUAAUGUUAAAUACUUUAAUGACCGGGACCAACAGCUCAACAUUACGCCAAAAAUUCAUUUUACAUUCAGUAUGUAACAUUUUUUGUUAUUACUAAAGAUGCUGUGCAUAAUUACAAUUGUUUUUUUAUCAUCAGGAGUUAUUAUUAUAUCAUCAGGAGAGGGGAUAAGGCAUACUAUCAGAUGUUGAUGAUAAUGGCUGGGACAGACAGGUACUAAUAUUGUAUAGCUAGAAGUAGGACUGGAACCCAGGACCUCAUAAUCCAAAACUGCAUAGGCCCCUGCACAGGACCAACGAGACAGUUUUAAUUAAUAUGGACCUUGUGAAGUAGCUAAAGAUCAAUUGGAACUUUUACAAUGACAGGGACGGAAUUUUGUGUAGACAAGUGUAGUUCUCAUGGCAGGGAAUUACAAUGAUAUGCUCUAGAAUACUGUUCCUUGAAAAUCUGUGGUUCUCAAAGCAAAGGAAAGACCCUUAUAAUACCUUGGAAAGUCAAUAGCAAUUGGUAUUGAGGUAGUAUAGUGGUGUGUAUUGUAAAGAGGUCUCACUCUGAACAUUUAUAUUAGACCAUUAUUUGCUAAGUAUACAAAUAUUAAAUAAAUGAAUGAUGAAAAAUUAAAAUUUAUUAAUUUUA
Messenger RNA from Bicyclus anynana (squinting bush brown), 2450 nucleotides. Its product is annotated as putative nuclease HARBI1. The record is from RefSeq and is a predicted model, not a curated record. NCBI's taxonomy places the organism in Eukaryota, Metazoa, Arthropoda, Insecta, Lepidoptera, Nymphalidae. Bases 665 to 1741 code for a protein of 358 amino acids. The transcript is spliced from 3 exons.